AUGCAACCAGGGGUUCAGAUAGAAGGAGAGGACAAACGAGCAGAUGUUGUGGAACGUUUCGAGGAUGUGCCAGAAUGCAUGAAGUACUUCUAUAAAGAGAAGGUGCCAGGGUUGGGGGCUUCUACACCCGGCGCUGCCCGCCUCUGCCAGCGCUUUGUCAACAGGUACCACUUCGCCACUCUGUAUGACACCAACCACCGUAUUGCCGUCUACUCUGCCUAUAUUUUCCAGCCCAGCAAUGGAGGUGGCAGGGAGAGCAGGUGGUUUGUUGAGCCUCAGCUGGUAGAUAAGUCCUGGCAAUCUGAGAUGAAGGAUGGAUACUGGCUGGGGAGAGACCACCCCGGGGUCUACCAAGGAGUCAGACAGGCUCUGAAUGAGGACUUCACAUACUCUGGCUUCGACCGUGGUCACCUCAACCCCAACGGACACCAUGCAGUCCCCAGCCGCAAUGCCACUUUCACGCUGACCAACGUGGUUCCUCAGAAUCCAAAGCUAAACCAGAACGCCUGGAGGAUCCACGAGUCCCAGCUCACGGACCUUUUCCGGGAGAAGUGCUCUAAGGCUUUUGUGCUGGUUGGUGCCGUUCCCUCUGCAGACAACUGGAUUGUCAAAAACAAUGUGAAGCGAGUCAACAUCCCAGACUACCUGUGGAACGCCCACUGCUGUGUGGACAACAAUGGCAGACCCAUUCAGAGUGGUGCUGCCAAGGCCAGGAACACGGAGGAAAACAGGGUGGAGAAGCUCUCUCUGGAUGAACUGGGAGAAUUCUUGCAGCAGUUCUCCAGUCAACCAGUAGGGGAGCUGUUUUACAACAACUGCAGGGCAUGA
Messenger RNA from Chelmon rostratus (copperband butterflyfish), 828 nucleotides. RefSeq names its product endonuclease domain-containing 1 protein-like. The transcript is spliced from 6 exons. NCBI's taxonomy places the organism in Eukaryota, Metazoa, Chordata, Actinopteri, Chaetodontiformes, Chaetodontidae. The record is from RefSeq and is a predicted model, not a curated record. Gene Ontology annotation, molecular function: metal ion binding; hydrolase activity; nucleic acid binding. The coding region runs from base 1 to 828 and encodes 275 amino acids.